Molecule: messenger RNA, 1319 nt
Organism: Cuculus canorus (common cuckoo)
Lineage: Eukaryota; Metazoa; Chordata; Aves; Cuculiformes; Cuculidae
Gene: ECRG4
Product: ECRG4 augurin precursor
Exons: 5
Coding region: 435-899 (154 amino acids)
Biological process (GO): central nervous system development; G1 to G0 transition; regulation of cell population proliferation
Source: RefSeq, a predicted model, not a curated record
UGUGGAAGUUUUCUCUUGAGAAGUCUCCCCAAAAGGGGAAGGUGGCUCCCCUUUUCCCAUUCCACGCGGUGUCUUGAGGAAGUGCUGCUCCUCACCACCUCAUACGCAGCACAGAGCUGCUGGCAAACUUCCCUGCUGAAGCAAGGGGAAGUCGCUUAGAAAUUGCAUUUAUGCGGUAAUGUAUUUGUGUUACAAUAUAUGUGUCCAGCUCUUCUUGAGAAAUUCACUGUGAUUUUUUUUUUCUGCUGGCUGUAUUGCAGCACCUUUAGAAAAUACACCUCAUCACUUCUGCAGUCCUGUUCUCCAAGUUGCCUGCAAUCAUCUCUUGCAAGCUGGAAAUGAAAAUAUACUUUCUGUCUCUCCUUUUAUCUCAUGGAAGCCAGUAACAGGGACAUGUACGGGCCUGGAUAGGUGGGUCGCCGUGCCGUGCAGCCAUGCAGCCGCCGUGCCCCCGCGGGACCCUGCCCGGGGCUGCCUUCUUCCUCCUCCUCCUCCUCCUCUGCCUCCUCCCGCUGCUCUGCGGGGCCCCCGAUGUUUCAAGGGGAAAUAAGCUUAAAUUGAUGCUUCAGAAACGUGAAGCCCCUGUUGCCACGAAGCCUGAGGUGUCAGUGAAAGAAACAGCGGCCAAGGAGUUUCUAAGCAGCUUAAGACGCCAGAGGCGCCAGCUGUGGGACAGAAGCCAGCCCGACGUGCAGCAGUGGUACCAGCAGUUCCUGUACCUGGGAUUCGAUGAGGCGAAAUUUGAAGAUGACAUGUCCUACUGGACAAGCUUAGGGCGUGCUCGUAACGAAUACUAUGGUGGAUACUACCAACACCACUAUGAUGAAGAUUCACCAAUUGGCCCACAAAAUCCACACACCUUCAGGCACGGAGCAGGUGUCAACUAUGAUGAUUACUGAUGCCAUUUGUCCUACUACAGCUGCUGCCUAUAGGGCUGCACUGGGUGAGGCUGAGUCUUCCCUCAGUCAGAAUGACCCUGCUUUCCUUCUGUCCGUCUGAAACAGCAAGAGUAAAAGAACUGCCAGACUCUGAAGAAAGCAACAUGUCUUUUUUAUUAUUGUUACUUAGUAGUACACUAUAUAUGAAGUGUUAUAGAAAUCAAGCUUUUUUUGAUAAAAUAAACAGGUUGCCAUUAUUUAGUAGUUUGUAACAGUGAGUUUCAUUCCAAUUGUGUUGCUACAAAUUCUUUUUUUAACGGGCUUUUUCAUUUGCUUUUCUAGGAUCAAUUGCAAAAUUACAUUGUAUCAUCUAGUUUGGCUGUAGAAUACACAAUAUAAGCCAAUACAUUUCAGAUGUGCCUCCUCGUUCAGAUUUGUGUC